AUGGCUUGCCCUCCACAAUCUCCUGUACAUGUUCUUCCUCCAAAGAGGAAUCAAAUGUGGAAGCCGAAUCAUGCGCAUGGAUCCGCACAAUCUCCCAGAAACUACAGGGUUCAUGACUCGCAACAGAUGGUGUGGGUCCUGACUGGAAAUUCUUUAACAGCUGUUCCUGCUAGCAGCAAUGUCAAGCCUGUUAUUCUUAGCUUGAUAGCAUGUAGAGACACAGAAUUCCAAGAUGAAAAGAAAGGUAAUCUAGUUUUCCUGGGAAUCAAGAACAGAAAUCUCUGCUUCUGCUGUGCUGAGAUGGAGGGCAAACCAACUUUGCAGCUUAAGGAAGUAGACAUCAUGAAUUUGUACAAAGAGGGAAAAGCACAAAAAGCCUUUCUGUUCUACCAUGGCAUAGAGGGCUCCACUUCUGUCUUCCAGUCAGUCUUCUAUCCUGGCUGGUUUAUAGCCACCUCUUCCAUAGAAAGACAGACAAUAUUCCUCACACAUCAGAGGGGUAAAUUUGUUAAUACUAACUUCUACAUAGAGUCUGAGAAGUAAAUCCAAAAUGGGUCAUAUGUGGCCAGCUCCAGGCCACAGAAUCAAACUGUUGAAGAAUCUUCUACUUGAAAACAUAGCAAUCCUCUUAGAAGACCGCCAUGCCAUGUCUUCGCCAGACAUCCAUGUCCAAAAUGCUACUCAUUUGAAUAUCAUUCCAGCAUGAAGCCCAUGAA
Molecule: messenger RNA, 716 nt
Organism: Mus caroli (Ryukyu mouse)
Lineage: Eukaryota; Metazoa; Chordata; Mammalia; Rodentia; Muridae
Product: interleukin-36 beta
Biological process (GO): positive regulation of gene expression; inflammatory response to antigenic stimulus; cytokine-mediated signaling pathway
Molecular function (GO): cytokine activity
Source: RefSeq, a predicted model, not a curated record